Molecule: messenger RNA, 6487 nt
Organism: Xenopus laevis (African clawed frog)
Lineage: Eukaryota; Metazoa; Chordata; Amphibia; Anura; Pipidae
Gene: adgrl2.L
Product: adhesion G protein-coupled receptor L2 L homeolog
Exons: 26
Coding region: 723-5225 (1500 amino acids)
Biological process (GO): G protein-coupled receptor signaling pathway; adenylate cyclase-activating G protein-coupled receptor signaling pathway; cell surface receptor signaling pathway
Cellular component (GO): plasma membrane; membrane; synaptic membrane
Molecular function (GO): transmembrane signaling receptor activity; carbohydrate binding; G protein-coupled receptor activity
Source: RefSeq, a predicted model, not a curated record
UCCAGUCUGUGAGGCUCCAGUUCAGCUCUUGGCGGAGUCUGUGUCGGGAUUGUGCAGUUACCAGUAAGGGAGGAGGGGGCUCCAGAGACACAGUCAGCGCUGCCUUUCCCCCCACCUUUCAGUCCCGGUUUGUGGCUCGGUGACUGCCCGCAGUUCGGAGCAAGGGGGAUAUCUGAACGCAGUUGGAUGUGAAAGCAGCUAUAGGCCGGAAUGCUACCCAGGGAAAAGCCCACAAGGUUUGGAGCGUUAUAGUGACGAGCUGAGGGAGCGCUGCAGUCCGGCCACACUCUCCUCCAGCUUGUGCCCAGCCAACAGGACUAGUCGGAGUGUGCCCGGGACUCACAGAGCAGUGUGUGCGGCGCGCCUUCGUCCCUGGAGUUUGUGGGGCUUCUUUCUGCGCACGUUGCUUGGUUUCUUCCAAUUCUGGACUGGGAAAAAAGUGCAGGGAAAUGUUGACUUAAUGCCGGGGAGCUGAGGAGAGAAAGCCGCCUCCUCCUACCUUGGGAAACAGGCUGUUCGCUGCCAGGGAGCCCGGGGCUGUCGGCUGGUUACUUGUUUCGUUUAACAGCCUCGGAGCAAAGGGCUUAAAGGCCGGCCGAUCCAGUUGACGAGCUCGGAGCAGGAAUGAAGAUGAAUGAUGCAGACCUCUUGCUUCACUGAACCUGGUCAUUUGUAACUGGAUUCAUUAAGGAAUACAAAGAAAUCAUUAAGAGGAAUCAAUAAUGGUGACUCCUGGCAGCAGGAUGCAAACCUAUUGGCUGUUUCUUGUAAUCAUCAUCUUGCAGUUUACAGAAGCUUUCAGCCGGGCAGCUCUACCAUUCGGUUUAGUACGAAGAGAACUAGCUUGUGAAGGGUAUCCCAUUGAUCUUAGAUGUCCUGGGAGUGAUGUCAUCAUGGUAGAAAGUGCCAACUACGGCCGCACAGAUGACAAGAUCUGUGAUGCUGAUCCCUUUCAGAUGGAAAAUACAGACUGUCAUCUUCCAGAUGCAUAUAAAAUAAUGUCACAGAGAUGUAACAAUCGGACACAAUGUGUUGUUGUCACAGGGUCAGAUGUUUUCCCUGACCCAUGUCCUGGGACCUACAAGUACCUGGAGGUUCAAUAUGAAUGUGUGCCAUACAAAGUGGAGCAAAAAGUCUUUGUGUGUCCGGGGGCAAUGCAAGCAGUUGUGGAUUCUCCAUAUAUAUUUGAAGCAGAACAAAAAGCAGGUGCUUGGUGUAAAGACCCACUGCAAGCAGCAGAUAAAAUUUAUUUUAUGCCAUGGACUCCUUACCGUACGGAUACAUUAAUAGAGUAUGCUUCUUUACAAGACUUUCAAAAUGGCAGACAGACUACAACAUAUAAACUUCCCAAUCGAGUGGAUGGCACUGGAUUUGUUGUGUAUGAUGGAGCAGUGUUUUUCAACAAAGAAAGAACAAGGAAUAUUGUAAAAUUUGACUUGAGGACUAGAAUCAAGAGUGGAGAAGCUAUUAUUAAUUAUGCUAAUUACCAUGACACCUCUCCAUAUCGAUGGGGUGGGAAGACUGAUAUUGAUCUAGCUGUUGAUGAAAAUGGAUUAUGGGUGAUAUAUGCUACUGAACAAAACAAUGGUAUGAUAGUCAUCAGUCAAUUAAACCCAUAUACACUCAGAUUUGAAGGAACCUGGGAAACCACAUAUGACAAGCGGGCAGCAUCUAAUGCUUUUAUGAUAUGUGGAGUUCUGUAUGUUGUUCGAUCUGUAUAUCAAGAUAAUGAAAGUGAAACCGGAAAGAAUGCAAUAGACUACAUUUUCAACACCAAACUUAAACGUGGGGAAUCUGUUGAUAUUCCUUUCCCAAACCAAUACCAGUACAUUGCUGCAGUGGAUUACAACCCAAGAGAUAACCAAUUAUAUGUCUGGAAUAAUAACUUCAUCCUGAGAUAUUCCUUAGAGUUCAACCUUCAGGAUCUAGCCCAAGUGCCUACAACAGCAGUGGCAGAAACACCUUCGGUAGAAUUGCUUGAAACCACUACAUCCACCACCACCACCACCACCAUCACAACAACAACAUCUCAAAAAGUGCUUGUUAGCACAACAUUGGCUACUGGUACAAAGGAAGGAAGCAGAGGGCCCAGACCUCCACCAGUAGUUUCAACCACAAAGAACCCUCCACUUACUAGUGUAUACCCUCUGCCAGAAAAGUACUGUGAAGCAAAGGAGGCCAGAGGAAUUAUCUGGCCGCAGACACAUAGAGGGACAAUAGUAGAACGCCCAUGCCCCAAAGGAACUCGGGGUAUAUCUUCCUACCUCUGCUUGAUCUCCACUGGAACUUGGAGCCUUAGAGGCCCAGACCUCAGCAAUUGUACCUCCCACUGGGUAAACCAGUUGGCUCAAAAGAUAAGAAGUGGGGAAAAUGCUGCUAGCCUUGCCAAUGAAUUGGCAAAACAUACAAAAGGCCCAAUAUUUGCUGGUGAUGUAAGCUCUUCGGUGAGGCUAAUGGAACAACUGGUUGACAUUCUUGACGCUCAGUUGCAAGAAUUGAAGCCUAAUGAAAAGGACUCAGUUGGGCGCAGUUAUAACAAGCUCCAAAAGCGAGAGAAGACAUGCAGGGCUUACCUUAAGGCUAUCGUUGACACAGUAGACAAUCUGCUAAGAUCUGACGCUCUGCAGUCUUGGAGGGACAUGAAUUCUUCUGAACAAGCUCAUGCUGCAACAAUGUUACUUGAUACUUUAGAAGAGGGGGCUUUUGUUUUGGCUGACAAUCUUGCAGAGCCAACACGUGUCUCCAUGCCCACUGAAAAUAUUAUUCUAGAGGUUGCUGUGCUCAGUACAGAGGGCCAGGUGCAAGAGUUGAAAUUUCCUCAGGGCAGUAAAGGAGGGAAUUUGAUCCAGCUUUCUGCAAACACCGUCAAACAGAACAGCAGGAAUGGUCUCGCAAAGUUGGUGUUCAUUCUUUACAAAAGUCUGGGCCAGUUUCUAAGCACUGAAAAUGCAACUAUAAAACUAGGAGCAGAUUUGGCUGGUCGGAACACGACAAUUGCAGUAAACUCCCAUGUUAUUGCAGCUUCAAUAAACAAAGAGUCCAGCCGCGUGUAUCUAACGGAUCCAGUGUUUUUUACCCUGGAACACACUGAUCCAAACAAUUAUUUUAACGCCAACUGUUCUUUCUGGAAUUACUCAGAGAGGACUAUGAUGGGAUAUUGGUCCACUCAGGGUUGCAGACUGGUUGAAACAAACAAAACUCACACAACGUGUGCCUGUAGCCACCUGACAAAUUUUGCUAUACUGAUGGCCCACAGAGAAAUUGUGUACAAUAAUAAUGUUCAGGAACUGCUUCUCACUGUCAUCACUUGGGUUGGAAUCGUCAUCUCUCUAGUCUGCCUGGCUAUCUGCAUCUUUACGUUCUGCUUUUUCCGUGGUCUACAGAGUGAUCGCAAUACAAUUCAUAAGAAUCUUUGCAUCAACCUUUUUGUGGCAGAAUUCCUUUUCCUAAUAGGCAUUGAUAAAACAGACUAUGAGAUUGCUUGCCCAAUAUUUGCGGGCCUUCUUCACUUUUUCUUUCUUGCUGCAUUUGCCUGGAUGUGCCUGGAAGGUGUGCAGCUUUAUCUCAUGCUAGUGGAAGUAUUUGAGAGUGAAUAUUCAAGAAAGAAGUAUUAUUAUGUGGCCGGUUACCUCUUUCCUGCAACAGUCGUUGGUGUAUCGGCUGCUAUAGACUACAAAAGCUAUGGAACUGAAAAAGCGUGCUGGUUGAGAAUAGAUAACAAUUUCAUUUGGAGUUUCAUUGGUCCAGUCACUUUCAUUAUUUUGCUCAACCUUGUUUUCCUUGUGAUAACGUUGUGCAAAAUGGUGAAGCAUUCCAGCACACUGAAGCCAGAUUCCAGUCGAUUAGAAAACAUUAAUAAUUACCGUGUUUGUGAUGGCUACUAUAAUACGGACUUACCUGGAUAUGAAGAUAAUAAACCUUUUAUCAAAUCUUGGGUUCUUGGAGCCUUCGCUCUUUUGUGUCUACUCGGCCUUACAUGGUCUUUCGGCCUGCUGUUCGUCAAUGAGGAAACUGUUGUGAUGACAUACCUCUUUACAGUCUUUAACGCUUUCCAGGGAAUGUUUAUUUUUAUAUUUCACUGUGCCCUUCAAAAGAAAGUCCGGAAAGAAUAUAGCAAAUGUUUCAGGCACUCGUACUGCUGUGGUGGUCUUCCAACAGAGAGCCCCCAUAGUGCAGUAAAGGCGUCAACUGCAAGAACUAGUGCUCGAUAUUCCUCUGGCACUCAGAGCCGUAUAAGAAGAAUGUGGAAUGACACUGUAAGAAAGCAGUCAGAAUCUUCCUUUAUCUCAGGUGACAUAAACAGUACAUCUACCCUUAAUCAAGGAAUGACUGGCAAUUACCUACUAACAAACCCUCUUCUUCGACCCCACGGCACUAACAAUCCUUAUAACACUUUGCUCGCUGAAACAGUUGUAUGUAAUACCCCUUCUGCUCCUGUGUUUAACUCAUCAGCGACCUACAGAGAGACAAGACAUUCACUGAGCAAUGCCAGGGAUUCAAGUGCCAUGGAUACUCUACCGCUAAAUGGUAAUUUUAACAACAGUUACUCUCUACGAAAUGGGGACUACAGUGAUGGCGUACAAGUUGUAGACUGUGGACUAAGUCUGAAUGAUACUGCAUUUGAAAAAAUGAUAAUUUCAGAAUUAGUACACAACAACCUCCGAAGCAGCAGUAAGAUCCACAACCUAGAGAGGACACUACCAGUCAAAACUGUCAUUGGUGGAAGCAGUAGCGAAGAUGAUGCCAUUGUAGCAGAUGCUUCAUCAUUGAUGCAUGGCGAUAACCCAGGCCUGGAGCUUCACCACAAAGAGUUAGAGGCACCUCUUAUUCCACAACGGACUCACUCUCUUCUGUACCACCCACAGAAAAAAGUGAAGACCGAAGGAACAGACAGCUAUGUGUCACAGUUAACAGCAGAGGCUGAAGACAAUCUUCAAUCCCCAAACAGAGACUCUCUAUAUACCAGUAUGCCCAACCUAAGGGACUCUCCAUAUCCAGAAAGUAGCCCUGAUAUUGAAGAGGAUCUAUCUCCCUCACGAAAAAGUGAAAAUGAGGACUUAUACUAUAAAAGCAUGCCAAAUCUUGGAGCAGGUCACCAUCUUCAAAUGUACUACCAGAUAAGCAGAGGAAAUAGUGAUGGCUAUAUUAUACCAAUAAACAAAGAAGGCUGUAUUCCAGAAGGGGAUGUCAGGGAAGGACAAAUGCAGUUAGUUACAAGUCUUUAAUAGAGAGUUUGGAGGAGUGUAUAUGGCCUCAAGAUGGUAUUAAAGACUUAUACUGAUUCAACAGAGGCCAUAUCAUUUAUGACCCUCAUGUGACCUAUGAUUCUCCAUUGUGGAGGAGUUUAAUGGACUUUUCAGUUCUGUGAAUAUUUUUAUAAAGGAAAAAAGCUUUGUAUAUACACAGAGUAUACUAAAAAAUAUUUGUUACAAAGCAAAGAGGUACCAACAUGGUAUUUAAAAUAUCUGCUGCUGACUAACAACCUUGACAAUAGCAAAUCAAACUUUUCAGCCAUUUUACUGCAGCAGCUAAAAAAAAGAUAAUUUGUAAAUAUGGCUGCCAUUUUGUAAGGCCUGCAUUGUAUUAUAUACAAGAUGUAGGCCCAAAAAUCCUGUGGGAUAGAUUUUACUGUACCUUACUGUUUCUGACAUGUCUUGGAUGCAGGAUUUUUAUUCCUGCUUAGGUGUUUGCAGUUCACUGCAAAUCGUAUCCAUCAAGGCAAAGAUUAAUCAUGUCUAACCACUAGCAAUCAAGCCACAGGCCUUAUUUCAUAUGUUUCUCAAUUGUACAAUGAACUGUUAUCAUGACAAUGGCUAAAUAAAUUAUAUUUUGUUCUAUUGCUAGGGUGAAAUACAUUUGUGUCCAACUGAAAUAUACUUGUUGAUUAAAUCCUUUUAAGAGUUCAGAGAAAAUAUUGUGGAAGAUCUUGAUUGCACAACGCUUUUUCUUACACGCUUGUUCAUAGUAGUAUUAACCAAGGCAAGUUCUAUCCAUUAUUGCAUAUUUCUUUUUUUCCACUAAAAAUUUGAGCAGACUAUCAGUUAUUUUGUUCCUUCAUUUUUAUGCCAAAUAUUAUGUUCUCCUUUUUUAAUAUAUAUAUAUAUAUAUAUAUAUAUAGAUAUAUAUAUAUAUAUAUAUAUUAUAUCCUCUUUUGUAUAUUUGGGAGCCAAUAUUGCCAUUAAUUGCACAAGUUUAAGUAAAUUUGGCAGAUAAAACAGGGACAGAGGGCACAAGCCACUUCUCUCUAAAACUGAAUCAAAAGGUGCCUGAAUUUUUUUGGUUUUGUAGAUAUAAGCUCAUAUUACUUUUCCAUGAUCUCUGCCUAUGUUUAGCAAUUAAUUUAUUUUAUAAUUAAAUGUGUAAAUUUUCACUGAAUUUUUUUUUCCUUUUCAUUAAACCUCAGCUGUUAAUAAGAGCCCAUGACUAAUAUCCAGUGUAAAGUUUAACACCUGUUUGACAGUAAUAAAUGUGAAUUUUUUUUUCAAAA